Messenger RNA from Elephantulus edwardii (Cape elephant shrew), 813 nucleotides. RefSeq lists its product as uncharacterized. The record is from RefSeq and is a predicted model, not a curated record. The coding region runs from base 1 to 813 and encodes 270 amino acids. NCBI's taxonomy places the organism in Eukaryota, Metazoa, Chordata, Mammalia, Macroscelidea, Macroscelididae. The transcript has 5 exons.
AUGGGAGUGGGACAGUCAGGAACAGACUGUCCCCCUUUAGAGUGUUUCAUUAACAACUUUUCAGACUUUUCUUCCAGGGCAGCCGGUUACGGUGUUGAGAACGCUGAAAGUGCAAAGUGCCUUCCUGUAAAGCUGGUACAGUUUGCAGAAGAUGUCUCGCCUAAUAGAAAUAAGGAUGUCCGCUCGGGGCAGCGCAGGGCUCUCUCGGGACUGAGUCAGCGCCGCGGCCGAGAAGUUCGGCGGGAGGCGCAGGGCGGGGCUUCCUCCCGUCGACACCGAACCCGGCUCUACUUUUCCGAGUCUACGUCUCUUCCUUUGGACGGCUGGGGCAGCCCGGGCCAACUCAGUCAAACAUUUCGCCGACUGCAGCGCGCGGCUCCUCCGGGCCAGGCCCACCGAACGCCUCAGUUUUUGGGCCGCAUCUCGCGGCGCCGAGCGCGGCAUCGUCGGAAUGGAGACCGGCUCGGACUCAGGUCAGAGGCCCGCGCGUCCACUCCGCGCCGGGUCGCAGCGGACUGCCCCGGGCGCGAAGGGAGGGUAGGCCGGGCCGCCAGCCCAGGCCGCCGCGUGCGGAGCUACCUCUGCCCGCGAUCCGCCCUAACCCGGGGUGGAUGGGGGCACUGCAGCCCAGCCCCCUACCCCCGGGCGCCUGGCCCGGCGCGGGGACCAGAACGUCGGGGUGGCGGGCAGUGUCAGCCCGUCCCAUCUGACCCCGCCGUGGCGACUGACCCCAUCUCUGAGACCAUCUCUAGAAAUGGGGCUUUCGGAGAGUGGGUGAAGAUGUCUUCAUGUGACACCCUAGAAAUCAGUUGA